Molecule: messenger RNA, 1122 nt
Organism: Rhinolophus ferrumequinum (greater horseshoe bat)
Lineage: Eukaryota; Metazoa; Chordata; Mammalia; Chiroptera; Rhinolophidae
Gene: TPI1
Product: triosephosphate isomerase 1
Exons: 7
Coding region: 16-873 (285 amino acids)
Biological process (GO): glycolytic process; gluconeogenesis; glyceraldehyde-3-phosphate biosynthetic process
Cellular component (GO): cytosol
Molecular function (GO): triose-phosphate isomerase activity
Source: RefSeq, a predicted model, not a curated record
GGGGCCGGGCUAACCAUGGCAAAGGACGGGGAGGAGGCGGAGUUCUACCUCACCGCACUCUAUAUAAGCGGGCAGUGGCCGCGGCUGCGCGGUGAUACUGACCUUCAGGGUAGCGGCUCCAGCGCCAUGGCGCCCUCCAGGAAGUUUUUCGUGGGGGGGAACUGGAAGAUGAAUGGGCGAAAGACGAGUCUGGGGGAACUCAUCAGCACUCUGAACGCCGCCAAGUUGCCAGCCGACACCGAGGUUGUUUGUGCACCCCCCACUGCCUACAUUGACUUCGCCCGGCAGAAGCUAGAUCCCAAGAUUGCUGUGGCUGCACAGAACUGCUACAAAGUGACUAAUGGGGCCUUUACUGGGGAGAUCAGCCCUGGCAUGAUCAAAGACUGUGGAGCCACGUGGGUAGUGCUGGGGCACUCGGAGAGAAGGCACGUCUUUGGGGAGUCAGAUGAGCUGAUUGGGCAGAAAGUGGCCCAUGCCCUGGCUGAGGGACUUGGAGUGAUCGCCUGCAUUGGGGAGAAGCUAGAUGAGAGAGAAGCUGGCAUCACUGAGAAGGUCGUUUUCGAGCAAACCAAGGUCAUCGCAGAUAACGUGAAGGACUGGAACAAGGUGGUUCUGGCCUAUGAGCCCGUGUGGGCCAUUGGUACUGGCAAGACUGCAACACCCCAACAGGCCCAGGAGGUACACGAAAAGCUCCGGGGAUGGCUUAAGUCCAACGUCUCUGAUGCAGUGGCUCAGAGCACCCGCAUCAUUUAUGGAGGUUCUGUGACCGGGGCAACCUGCAAGGAGCUGGCAAGCCAGCCUGAUGUGGAUGGCUUCCUCGUGGGUGGUGCAUCCCUCAAGCCUGAAUUUGUGGACAUCAUCAAUGCCAAAUAAUAAGCCCCAUCCAUCUCUGCUACCCUUCCUGCUAUGCCAGGGACUACGUAGCUCAGAAGCCCCGUAACUGUACCCCGCUUCCCACACAUGCUUCUGAUGGUGUCAUCUACCCCCUCUUGUGGCCUAAUCCAAAUUAUACCUCUUCCUUUACCGUUUACACCUUAUCCCAUAAUGGUUGGGACCAGGCCAAUCCCUUCACUUAUUGUAAUGGUUGGAAUAAAACAUGUCACCAAGGUGGCUUCUCCUUGA